AUGGCUUCACGGAGAGCUGCGGCUGGCGCGCGUGCCGCGCUGCUCCUGCUCGGCCUUGCGCUGCUUGACAGGCAGACGUCCUUCAUCGCAGGCAACGGAAGACGCGCGGUUUUCUGCCGGCCUGAGGCGGCGCGAGCUGCGGGAAGGCGCCUGGAGCCUUCGAGAUGGUUUGCUCUCUGCGCCAAAGCUGGGGACGAGGUGGGCGGAUUUCUGCUGCAGGAGCCCCUGGGCACUGGGUCCUUCGGCACCACUUGGCAAGCAGCCGCCACAGAGCGCUGCGAUGAGGCCAUGGGGCUGAGGGAUGGCGAAGUGGUGGCUCUGAAGCUCAUCAGGCUGCAGGACGGCUGGACAAUGAUGGACAAGCUGGAGAGGGAGGCCUCUGUGCUGCAGAGGCUGCGGCAUCCGGGGGUCCCUGUGUACCACGGCUCGCUGGUGCACGACCAUCCAGGCGGUCAAGAUCUAGGUCUAGUCUCCGACAUCGUGCGGGGCAAGACGUUGGAAGAGGAGGUGAGAAGUGGGCGAUGGGCAGCCACUCCGGAAAAUCUCCGGCUCUUGACGGAGACGCUUCUGGAUGUUUGCGUGCACCUGGCCAGCUUCGCGCCUCCCGUAGUACACCGGGACAUCAAGCCGGCGAACAUCCUCUUAGAGGAGGUGCCCGGGAACUCCUCGGAGCGCAGGUGGAAGAUCUUUCUGGUGGACUUCGGGUCUGCAGUGCUGGGCUCCGGCACCAGGACCGCCGCCGGGACCUUCGGCUACAUGGCCCCCGAGUCCUUUGGCAACUCCUUCUCUCCAAAGUCGGAUUUGUACAGCGUCGGAGCGACGCUGCUCUUCGCCGCCGCCGGCCUCGAGCCCGGCGCGCUGCCUCAGGAGCGGCUCCAGGUGAAGUUCCAGCAAGCUCUGGUGGGCACCGUCUGGGAGAGGAACGAGCUCUGGCUGGCCAGGAUGCUGGAGAGGAUGCUGGCGCCGGCGCCAGAGGAUCGGUUUAGCUCCGCGGCAGAGGCCUUGAGCUUUUUGCGCGGCGAGCCGAUGGAGGUCUCCACCGAAGUCACCGUCGAGCCGCCGAGGGGGUCGCAGAUCGCUGUGAAGCGCGAGGGCGGAGAGCUCCAGGUGCUGUUCCCUCCGGGCAAGGUGAAUGUGGAGCUAGGGGCCUUCAGCGUGGCCUGGACCAGCUUCACGGCCUUCUGGACCGCCGGGGUGCUGAGCGCUGGCGCGCCCUUCAUGGCGCUCUUCAGCCUGCCUUUCUGGGCCACGGGUGUGCGGAUGCUCAAGGACACCUUAUCGCCUCUGCGCGGAGCGGUGGAGCUCCGUAUCUCCAGCGACCGCUGGACGCUGGGCCCGGAGCCUCGGAGAACCUCACUCGCACAGUGCCUUCCGCAUGUGCGGCCCGCAUGUGCGGUGAUGAAGGUGAUCGAUGAGCGGCCCGCCAGGCCACAGGCCCCCGCCAAGCCCAAAGCGGCUGCGGCGGACCUGCUGCGCAUCGCGGAGAAGCGGACGCCCCACUGCCGCUUCGCGUGCUGGGCCGUGCUGCGCGACCGGCGCUGUGUGGUGACCUUGGGCUCAGAGGACCUGCGGGUCUUUGUGGCGGACCACAAGCCCCCCACGGUCUUCCCCCUGGCGCGGCUCACGGUGCGCCGGGGCCGGCGCCAGCUGGAGCUACGCCGCCGCGGCUGGGCCGCGGAGCUGCUGGCGCGGCGGGUCUGCUGCUGCGAGUUCGGGGCCUUGGUGGUCACGAUGCGCAUGGACCAGGUGGACGACCUUUGCGGCAUUCUCUUCCCUGAGCCGAGCGAGCUCCUCCGAAGCCGCGUGCCGCUGGCGAUCUUCCCCUCGGAGGUGCUUCACCUCAUCGCAGAGUCCCUGGUGCUCCCCACGAUCCACGAGCUCAUGCGCUGCAGCGGGAAGCUGCGGGAGAUUCUGACGGCGGACAACUUCUGGCAGCACUUCUACAUCAAGCUCUUCCCUCAGCAGGUCAGGGAGCAGGUGGAGGAGUUCCCCGACAUCGAUGGCUGCACCGUGUUGGACAAAGUCGCCAUCGCCAGUCUGCGCUUUUGCAACGUCUGCUACACGCGCCGGGCAAAUCCGGGCUUCUGCGUCUGCGGUGCAAAGAUACGAUUCAACAAGUUCGUGCACUUCGACAUGCGCGCAGCCGAGAAGCUGCGCUUAGGUUUGCACAGACUGAGCACCCACUUCCAAAUCAAGGGCUUCGACCUGCAGUCGGCGUGCCUGUGCUUCUCCUCGCGAUACCAUGGCAACUCCCUGGCCAGCAUGUUGCGGCAGACCGCUGCGGUGGGCAGGACCCACUUGUUGGUCUGCGAGUCUUUCGCUGGGGACGUCUUCGGGGCCCUGCUGAGCUUCCCGCUCCAGCGCCGCUCCUCUCGGCUCUAUGGCUCCUGCAACCGGGUGUUUCUCUUCCACCUCAGCCCGGACAAACCCUUCCGCAUCUUUGAGCCGGAGGGCCGGUUCCCGGUGGUGCGGUCCCUGCCGGACGCCUUGGCCAUCGGGGGAGCCUCGGAAGUGGCUCUGUCCCUGAACUGGGACCUCUCCAUCGCCGGCUGCGAGCCCUCGGUGCUGUGCCAGGGCGCCACGCUGGCGGCCGCCUCCAAGGUGCCCCUCAGGUCGGUGCUCACCUUCGCAGAUGCCUCGGAGGGCGAGGACCGGAGGAUCUCGCAUCUCACGGCGGACUGGGGCUCCCACCCGGAGGUGCAGCGGAACUUGGCACGUCAGCUACUGCAGCUGUCGGGCCAGCAGGAUCUUAGGCACUACUUUGCGUAGGGCGUUGAGCGGCACCCUCACCAGCUUGAGACGCCGACACGAGCUCCGAACUGCCGCUCCGAAAAAUCUGAGGGGCUCGAUCCAUCCCAAGCUCGCGAGGCCCAGGGGUUUGGAUCAAGGCCCUUGGCGGUUUCGAGGUCGCGACACCGAUUUCCGAGCCAGCUGUACAGAACAGGGGAUGGCCCGAGGCCAAUGUACAUACCGCAGCACCAGGGCGCUAGAACGCAGGAGGUGCUAUUCAAAGCUUUCACUACCGGACCCCUUGGACCAUGCCCCUUCAGGGCGAACA
Molecule: messenger RNA, 3058 nt
Organism: Effrenium voratum
Lineage: Eukaryota; Dinophyceae; Suessiales; Symbiodiniaceae
Source: the annotation of a GenBank genome assembly